AUGACGAUGUGCAGGUGCUCAGGGAGCCUGGUGUUGAGCGGUGCCCUGCACAUGCAGUGCCUGGUGUGGCCACGGGACUGCGGCUCGGGGCACCACCCACCCUGGUUCCCGCUGAGCUCUGUCCCUGCAGACGUCGCCUACCUGCGCUCCAUCCUGCCCAGCACCACGGAGGACGCCUUCUUCGAUUACCUGGCCACCCUGGACACCUCGGAGGUGACCGUCUCUGCUGUGCCGGAGGGCUCUGUCGUCUUCGCCAGGGUCCCGUUCCUGCAGGUGAAGGGGCCACUGCUGGUGGUGCAGCUGCUGGAGAGCACAUUGCUGUGCCUGGUCAACUACGCCAGCCUGGUAGCCACGAACGCCGCUCGCUUCCGACUCCUUGCUGGCCCGGACGUGAAGCUGGUGGAGAUGGGGCUCCGUCGUGCUCAGGGGCCGGACGGUGCCCUCUCAGCCUCCAAGUACUCCUACAUCGGGGGCUUCGACUACACCAGUAACGUCCUGGCAGGGAAGCUCUACGGUAUCCCGGUGCGCGGCACCAUCGCCCACUCCUUCAUCGUGUCUUUCACCUCGCUGGAGGAGGUGCAGCUCCGGAAGCUGCCACCGCUGGCAGGAGGAGAGCCAGUGGAUCUCCCGGCCCUGGCUGAGUCGUGGCUGCAGCGGGUGUGUGAGCUGCUGCAGACCCCCCCUGAGAAGGCGAACCGGGGUGAGCUGGCCGCCUUCACGUCCUACGCCAUUGCCUUCCCACGGAACUUCCAGGGGCUGCUGGACACGUACUGCGUCAGGAGGAGUGGCUUGCCAAACUUCUGUGCUGUGGCACUGGCCCUGCACCAGCUGGGGUACCAGGCUAUCGGGGUGCGUCUGGACAGCGGGGACCUGGCCCAGCAGUCCAAGGAGGUCCGCCGAGUGCUCCGAGCCUGCGGUGCUCACUUCCAGGUGCCCUGGUUUGAGACCAUCCCCAUCGCCGUCAGCAACGACAUCAGCGAGCAGAGCCUGGAGGAGUUCAGCCGGGAGGGGAGCGAGAUUGACAUGAUCGGCGUCGGGACGAACCUGGUGACAUGUCCCCUGCAGCCGUCGCUGGGCUGCAUUUACAAGCUGGUGGAGGUCAAUGGCUCCCCAUGCCUGAAACUCACAGAAGACGAGGAGAAGAUGACGAUCCCAGGGAGUAAGACAAUCUAUCGGCUCUAUGACGCUGCUGGUCACCCCUUCAUGGACCUCAUGGCCCUGGAGGAGGAACCCUCACCCAGUGCGGGGCAGGAGCUGGUGGUCCAUGUCCUGGGGAGGCUUGGCGAGGCCAGCAAGGUCGUGCCCACCACCGUGGAGCCCCUCCAUCGCACGUACUUCAGAGAUGGCCAGAUGUGUGAGCCGCUGCCCGGCCUGCCGGAGGUGAAGAGCCACGCGCAGGCAUCCCUCAGCCUGCUCAACCCUGCUCACCGACGCCUUCAUGAACCACAGCCCUACCCGGUGGCCGUGUCGGAGAGGCUGCACCGCCUCCUCGCCGAGCUGCGGCAGGCCAGCCAGUGAGCGGGUCCCCGCUCGCCCCCCACCCUGUG
This is a messenger RNA of Aptenodytes forsteri (emperor penguin), 1547 nucleotides long. It is a transcript of the gene NAPRT, whose product is annotated as nicotinate phosphoribosyltransferase. The record is from RefSeq and is a predicted model, not a curated record. Gene Ontology annotation, biological process: NAD+ biosynthetic process. Gene Ontology annotation, molecular function: nicotinate phosphoribosyltransferase activity. Bases 1 to 1518 code for a protein of 505 amino acids. NCBI's taxonomy places the organism in Eukaryota, Metazoa, Chordata, Aves, Sphenisciformes, Spheniscidae. The transcript has 13 exons.